Molecule: messenger RNA, 811 nt
Organism: Moneuplotes crassus
Lineage: Eukaryota; Ciliophora; Spirotrichea; Euplotida; Euplotidae
Source: the annotation of a GenBank genome assembly
AAGAAAUGGACACCCUCCCAGAGUUUAGUUUUGAGUACAACCAAGUCUUCCCACAGUGGGACUUUGCCAGUAAUUAUAAUGAGCUAGACAAGUUUAGCGAGAAGUAUGGAACUGUAGAGCAAGAAUUUGAUGAUAAUUCGCAGAAGAAGAUGUUUAAUUUACAGGAACUGGAAGAUGUUAGAUUACAGAAAUUUAAUAAGUCUUCUGUCAAGAAUAUUGAUUGUUUGAGGAAAAACCCACGUAGAAAGAUCCAGGACUUCUUGGGCGAAUCUUCUUUGAAACUCAGACAUACUCUUGACCCCUCCCUCUUUUGUUCUGAAAAAGGGAAAUACUCUGAAAGGAAAGAUAUCGUUCUAAAAGCAGUAAUGAGAGCAAUCAGGAGGUUCUAUAUGAAUAUUUUCAGAGUCCGAUACCCUUCCUUGCUUUUAUUGAGAAUAAUAAAUGUUUCUCAAGCAGAGCUUACGAGAGCAGUUGAAGAUAUGUGAUUGAGCCUAUUUCCAGCAGAUACAGUACAAAAGUAUAAACUCAAUAUCUUCAUGCAAACGUUGCUGGAUCUCAAACCUCCAUCACAAAAUGAAGAGUUUAAGGAGGUUUUCAAAAGCGCCAGCUCUAUUUUAAAAUGCUGAAAAAGUUUUUCAUCAACUCUAUUUGACAAGGUUUGUUCGGAUCCAUGACUACAAAAAAUAUGCCAAAAAAUCCAGACAAAUUUUGAGGAUGAAUUUCUGGCCACUCUCAAGAACAAGGAACAAAAUCUGGACCGCUAUAAAAAAGUACUAUAUAGUCUUUGCUAAUAAAAUAAAUUACACACAAA